Messenger RNA from Eurytemora carolleeae, 930 nucleotides. RefSeq names its product TRPL translocation defect protein 14. The coding region runs from base 82 to 930 and encodes 282 amino acids. The transcript is spliced from 10 exons. The record is from RefSeq and is a predicted model, not a curated record. Gene Ontology annotation, molecular function: phosphatidic acid binding; phosphatidylinositol binding; GTP binding. NCBI's taxonomy places the organism in Eukaryota, Metazoa, Arthropoda, Copepoda, Calanoida, Temoridae.
AGGGUUCGAAGAUUCCAGUUGACGAAACCUGUAGACUAAUCUAGUCCCAGAUAGAUAGAUAGAUAAACACAUUUAUUCAAGAUGGAGAACACCAAAGAUGGGGAAACUGCAGGAAGGGGGGAUUUACUAAACGGGUGGGGGAAACUUAACGGUGUUACGGGAAACUAUACAGUUAACAACGGCAGCAUUAUGGGAGAUGGAAGGGUUUGGAAGCUUGUGUUAACUGGAGGACCUUGUGGUGGAAAAACUACUGCUCAGAAUCGUCUUGCGACAUUUUUUGAAUCGCUUGGUUGGGUGGUUUUCCGUGUCCCUGAGACUGCAACGGUUCUUCUCAGUGGUGGAGUAGAUUUUAAUAAACUAGAUGGAAGACAGGCAUUAUCGUUUCAAGAAAAUCUUCUGAAGACAAUGUUUCAAAUAGAGGAUACGUUCUUCGAGUUGGCUGACUCGUGUAAACGAAAUUGUCUGGUCAUCUGUGAUCGUGGUGCAAUGGACUGUUCAGCCUACUUACCAAGAUCUGAUUGGGUAAGAAUUCUGGAGAGAAAUAAAUUGGAUGAAGUCGAUAUUCGAGAUAACAGAUACGAUCAAGUUAUCCAUCUUGUGACAGCUGCAAGGGGUGCCCAGGAACAUUAUACUAGAUCUAACAAUAAAACCAGAUCUGAAGGACUGACCGAAGCUGAAAAUUGUGAUACAAAGGUUGGGGAGGCCUGGGUGGGUCAUCCUUACUAUGACGUCAUUGAUAAUUCUACUGAGUUUGAGACUAAGAUGAGACGGCUAACCAAGGCAGUGGCAUCGAAGCUGUCAAUCUUCGGAGCCGAGGAUUGGUUGAGACCUGACUCCAGGAAACUCAAGUUUCUGGUGACUGGAGAACUUAACCUGGAGCAGUUCCCCAGUUUCAGAGAUUUUAAGGUAAUUUUAUGGCGUGGUUCCUAG